CCACAGGAAGACGGAAGCAAAUGCCGAGCACUUGCAAACUCAUCGCUGGAAUCAUCGAGGAGGUUGCAAGGACAUACGCCGAACGCUUGGGAUUAUGACUUCUCUGGAUGUUUCAUAUUAAACGGUCACCGUAUCCUUAUACUAAACCCUUCAUUGACGUUACUCGCCCUUCAGCCAUACAGACGGGAACAGAAUGGCAUCGAUUUUUCUCACCAGGUCCCGGACACCGUUGUUGAAAACAUCUAGAUCAUUAAAGAACGAAUUCAGAAAAGGAAAGUUGACAGAAGGAGCAUGCUUUAACUGCAGUGCACUGCGGUUAGCCCCAAACAGUCCUGCUAUUCUUGGAUGUAGUGUGCGUACCGUCCAGCACUCCGAUUUCUCCACAAAUCAGCUCCGCUGGACCAGGUCAUCACGUCUCUACUGUGCCAUCCUUGUACCUGACCAUGUCCUGCCAGGCCACACCCACUCCACUCAUCACAGGACGAUAGCUUGGUCACAAAACGCCUCCGUUCGAUGGGUGCAUACAACAGGCCGGCUCCACGACGAUUCUAAAGUUGAGCGUUCUUUACGUUCGCUGAAGGAUCGGAAUAAAAAGCUGGAGGAGGGUGGGCCGGUCUACAGUCCGACGGUGGAUGCAGAGCCAGUGAGACGGACAAUAGGGCAACGGGUGAUUGAUGAGGUGAAGCACUACUAUCAUGGAUUCCGUCUGUUGUGGAUAGAGACAACCAUCGCCGUGCGCAUGAUGUGGAGGAUACUGAACGGAAACACUCUGUCACGCCGUGAGAGGAGACAGUUCCUGAGGACGUGUGCAGAUGUCUUCCGCCUUCUGCCCUUUCUGGUUUUUAUCAUCGUUCCAUUUAUGGAGUUUCUGCUUCCGGUUGUUCUGAAGCUUUUCCCUAACAUGCUGCCAUCCACCUUUGAGACACAGUCCAAGAAGGAGGAACGUCUGAAGAAGGAGCUGAGAGUAAAGCUGGAGAUGGCCAAGUUCUUGCAGGACACGAUUGAGGAGAUCGCACUGAGAAACAAAGCAGCCCAGGGCGAUGUGACUGAAGAGUUCUCCACUUUUUUCCAGAAGAUCCGUGACUCAGGAGAGAGACCAAGUAAUGAGCAGAUCAUACGUUUCUCUAAGCUCUUUGAGGAUGAACUGACUUUAGAUAAUCUGACGCGGCCGCAGCUGGUGGCAUUGUGCAAACUGCUGGAGCUUCAGUCCAUCGGCACCAACAACUUCCUGCGCUUCCAGCUCAUCAUGAAACUGCGUGCCAUCCGUGCAGAUGACAAGCUGAUAGCUGAGGAGGGAGUGGACAGUCUGAAUGUGAACGAGCUUCAGGCGGCGUGUCGCGUGAGAGGAAUGAGAGCUCUGGGUGUGACGGAGGACAGGCUUAGAGAGCAGCUUAAACAGUGGUUGGAGCUUCACCUGAAUCAGCACAUCCCAACAUCUCUGCUGCUGCUGUCUCGAGCCAUGUUCCUGCCCGACACGCUGUCCCCUGCAGACCAGCUCAAAACAACACUACAGAUCCUGCCUGAGAUCAUGACUAAAGAAGCACAGGUGAAGGUGGCAGAGCUGGACUUCUCCAAAGUGGAUAACAAGACCAAGCUUGAGGCCACGCUACAGGAGGAGAAAGCUAUCCGUGAGGAGCACAGAGAGAAGGAGCUGGAGAGACAGGCCGACGCUGCAGAGAAAGCAAAGGAACAGGCCGCAAGGGAGGUGGAGGUGCUGGAUGCUGACAGACGGGUGGAUGCAGAACAUGAUCUCUCAAGUGUAGAUGUGGCCAUCCAUUCAGAAACAUUACGAGAUACGGCACCGGUUCUGGAGGGUAUUAAGGGAGAGGAAAUCACCAAGGAGGAGAUUGACAUGCUGAGUGAUGCCUGCACCAAGCUGAAGGAGCAGAAGAAACUCCUCACCAAGGAGAAGGAGGAACUGGAGGACCUCAAAGAUGAUGUGCAGGAGUAUAGCGAGGACCUGGAGGAGAUAAAGAGAGAGCUGUCCAAGACGGGGCAGGAGAAAGAGGUGCAGGAGUCUAAAGCAAGCAAACAUCUGUCAAAGCGAGUCAACCGCAUGAUUGGCAGAGUUGAUAAAAUCAUCACUGAGCUAGAGAAGGACAAGGAGGUCUUAGAUGGUCAGAUGGACUGCAAAACCACACCACCAAUAGGAUUGUUCUUUGAAAUACAUAGUGACUUGUCAAGGGAGAAUCUCGUGAGCAUCAACGAGCUCAUUGCUGUCAUGAAGCACAUCCAGAACAUUCCAGAAAACAAGCUGCUGAGCAUCGCUGAAGCGCUCGAUGAAAACAAGGAUGGCAAGUUAGACAUCGAUGAUGUCAUCAAGGUGAUAGAGCUGAUCGAUAAGGAGGACAUCGAUAUCUCCACCAACCAGGUAGCAGAGAUCAUGGUGAUGCUGCAAAAGGAGGAAAAGUUGAUGGAGAAGGAGAAAGCCAAGGAGAAGGCGGAAAAAGAGCAGGCAGCUAAACUCCAAAACUAAACUAGAAGUAAACGUCCCUGAAACUAUUGAAGACCAUGAAUGUGUUUAAGGUGUUUCAGAGUUAGACAGAAACUUAAGCUGUAAUUAUCUUUUUAUGAUAUGUUUUUCUUUUGGUUUGAUCGGGGAGAAAAACACUUGUAAAAUGUUAAGAGAGAUCAUGUGAUCUGUUCUGUUAUACACAAAUACGGAACAAAGUUUGCUUUGUUCAAAUAGGUUUUGUAAUGACUGACUUGAAAAGUGUAUUUAUUAGUAGAUUAAACUAAUUUAGAGAUACAUUUUGGAAGAAUAUAAAAAAAGAACCUUUACAGGGAAAUGUGGAAUUUCUGUGCAAGUAGUGACAGCAGAAAGAAUUGCAUUGGGAUUUGCAACUUGUUCAAAAUGGGCAUUGUUUUUACAUUUGUUUGGUGCCGCUAGUAGCACAGAAAUGAAACAUUUAAGCUUUAAGUAACAAAAAGUUAUUUAUAAUGAAUGAAUGAAUGAAACAUUCUCCUCAUUUUAUGCUUUUGGCAGUGAUGUAAUUUCCCGAAAUCUGAGGUAAUUUCCUUUCUUUGCAUUACAUUACCUGUCAUCGUCAUUCCACUAUUCAUUUAGUUUCUUCGGCUCCUUUUUUAGUUCUCAGCGCAUUUUUAUGAGAUUCUCGAACAUUGCCCGUAUGAUGUUGAUAUCGUCCUAUGUUUAUUUUAAAACCAAAGAUGAUAAGUUGCUUUAAAUUUUGUUUUGUAAAUACACGUUUAUCCCACUAAGCCCUGCACCUUGCAUGCUACACCGCAACGUUUAUUUUAUUCAGAAAUGUUUUGAACUGACUGAAGUCUAUCAUAAUGGAUUGCUUUUCAUAUUAACAUUUUGUGGCCUUAGAAACCAAGCAUCCCUUUUACCCCAAAAAGUGAAAUGGAGAUGUAAUAUAGCUAUAGAAAUAUUUGACAAUUUAUAAUUUCUUGGAUGUAACGGUAAACGUCUUUGCUAUAUGGACUAUAUGCUAUAUAGGACUCUGUAAUAUCAGGCUUGUGUUAGUGAUAGAUGGAGCGUGCUUGUGAAUACUUGACUGGGUACCUGGAAUGGAUACGUGUUUGGAAUAUAUAGAGAAAUCUUCAGUCAUUUUAGCUCAACCCAUCCUCAUAAUAAGAAGCCCAUCUGUAUCUGCUCAGGGGAUGACCUGAAUACGUACUCGGUCCUUACAUGGAGAAGUGCGAGUGGUGGCAUCGUGUUCUCACGCACACGUAUGCAGGGCUCCUGCUGACAGCGUGCAUUAACUGGAAUGCGUUGAUCAGCGCCACGCUUACUGUUUUGAUGCCGUGAGUCUGGUAGCGUAGCUUCACGGGGCACACGGGCCGUGAAUACAUCACUCUCAACCCUAAACAUGUCACGUAGAGGGACCAGCAUGUCUAACCUCGAAACUCUGGGUUGUGUCUCAGACUGCCAGACGACAGAUCUAGUUGUCUGAUUCAAGGUGCCUAUUUCACAUUUUGUCCCUUCACUUAGAGCUCUUUUACUUGCAGCCUGUGUGUGUAUAGGUUUAAGGUCUAAAUGCCAUUGAGAAACUAUUUUCACUCAUAAAUAUAUCUUUAUCAUAUAUUUGCGUUUGAACGAAGGUGAUGAUGUGUAAUUGCACUAUAAAUUAUUUAAAGCUUUAUUUUUCCCAUUUUGGAGUGUUGAUCUACUCAGGUGGUAUGUCUGCGUUUGCACAUCAAGAGGUAUUUUGAGACGACGCACACUUGAAUUUUUAUAGUGGUAGAUGGGACGAAGUGUUAAUAUUGUAGGAAGAUGUAAAAAUACUUUGCUUACUGUGUUUUCGUUAUGCAUAUUUUAAAAAUAUUUGGGAUGGAUUCAUAAAGGAUAUAGACCACAGAUAUAAAUAAUUAAAUUGUGAGACAAGGGACAAUUAAUAUUUAUUAACUUAUUUAAAGCUUGAGCCAAAUAAUUGAGCUAAAUGGAUCAAACUUGUUAUUAAUUCUCCCCUGUUGUAGUAUUCUUCUGGACUCUCUGUAUCUAGUUAUAUAAGAUAUCUAGUGUGCAUUAGCUAACUGAUGUUACGCUAGUUAACUGUAGACUAAAAAGGUUGACAACAGAGUAAUGUAGUAAAAACAUUAUUAAAAGCAGUUUGAUUCAACACAAUACAAAUCAUAAUUUUGUUGUUCAUACAAUCUUUGUAAAUAUAAUUUACAUACCAACUUUGUUGUUUCCAAAGUUGUGAAUAAAAUCAAGCUGAUCUUUAAAAAGUCAAAUAAUGUUUCAUUUUCUUUGUCAUAAAUUCAUGUACCAUCAAUCACUCACUAUAUACUUUCACAUUUAUCUAUUCAUUUUUGCGUUUUUAUUUUCCAGUGUUAAGCACCCAUUAUUGGCCAUUGACUGCAUGAAAUCAGAUCCAAGUUAUUCUCUCUGUAAUGCUGAGACUGUUUAAAGGGAUCAUGACCACACAAGAGUAACUUGAGUUCAAUCUGUUUGGUUGACAGUUAGGAAAUGCUUCACUGCUUUAUAGUUCAUAUUUUUUGACACUGAAUUUAAAAAAGUCCUGCAAGUUUAAAGACUUAUGGUAGAAAACAGAAAAGUUUUAGGGAAUUGUUUUAGAAUUUUUGAGCACAUUUAAAGAGUACAUUCGACGAGAUCAUGUACAUUACAUUUCAUGCAGUGUGUAAUGUUGCCAUAUAUGAAUGUAAGCAGUCUGCCAUGUUGUAAAGCCGAAGGUAAAUGAAUAACAAAGUUGUUGGUUUGGAAAAAAGGAAGUCGACUCUGAAUCACGCAAACGAGUCGUGUACUAAUGCGGUACAUCACUAUAUAAUCCCCGUAAAAAGUAAGGUAAGAAUAACUGCCUAUUAUAACAAAAUAAAAGGGUUUUUACACCUUGUACGUAAACUUGUUGGACACAACAUAAGCUAAAAUAGGACAAAAGGAAUACUCUUUAAACUGAAUUUGGCUUGUCUUUGAGAUUUAAUGCAGAUAUUGGUUUAUAUAUAUUUAAUAUAUAUUGUAAUUCUCCCAGAAUAGACACAGAUUUUUUUUAUAAAAAUUGUCUAGGCACAUUCAAAGUUGAUAAAAUAAUUGUGAUGCUAUGUUUUACACAUUGACAUUAUUUGACGUCGACCCUUUUUUCAUUUGCAUGUGUGGCUGUGAUAAAGGUCCCUUAACAAAUAGAAAGUGUAUUCCAAACAUAAUUAAACUUUCUAUAUUUAGUUCUCCUCUUAGAUUACAACUGGUCACUUCUAAACUUCUGUACAUAACAUAACAUAACAAACAUUUUAUUUGGUGUCUUAGCUGUUUUGCACUGAUGAGAAAAAUACUUUUAAAAGGGUUUAUAAAAGGGUAGUGUACUUAAAGGGACCGUUCCAGUUGGAAAAAUUGCUUUAUAACAAAAGAAGACAUUUUGAAGAAUGUAGAAGAGCAAACAGUUCUGUAGCAAUUUUGACAACCAUUGUUAUUUUCCCUACUAUGAAAAUCAAUGGGGGCCAAGAACUGGUUACAAGCAUUCUUCCAAAUAUCUUUCUCUGUGUUCAUCAGAACAAAGAAAUUUAUACAGAUUUGGAACAACUCAAGGGGGAGAAAAUUAUGAAUUCUUAUUUUGGCCUUUAAGGUUAUUUCGAUUUUUUUUUACAUUUAAUGUUUUUUGUUUCUGCCAUAACACUAGGGGGUGCUAUAGUCGUACACAUGCUGAAUUCUUACUGUUAAUAUGUUCUUAGCAGUUCAGAAUGUGUGUGUUUUCAUGAGUAGAUCAUGUGUAAACUCAUGACAGUAACAUAGCACUGGUUAACAUCACAAACAGUCACUUUACCAGUAUGUAGACGAAUAACAGCCAAGCCUCCCAAACAGUCAUUUCAUCACAAGUGUCUUAAACUCAAACAGUUUGACACCCAGACUAAAAUAUGGCUCGAAAUGAUGGUGUCCACAAUAAUAACCUGAAAGAACUUGAAGUGGCGUAAAUAACUGAGGGGAGUGUGACAGUAAAUCAUGUUUCUCUGAAGGUAAAGUCACGAGGACUGACAGCCGUGUAAAAGAGAUUUAUAUUUGUAGACAAGUUCAACAUCUCUAUGUCUACAUGUUAAACCCAACUUUUCUGCUUGAUGUGUCAUGGCUAGAUGCUAAAAGACAUAUAAUGUACUGUAUGUAUUGUAGUUAGGGGUUACUUUAUUUUCAUAAUGUUGCUGAGAGCAAUCUCAAAAACUGUUAUGUGCAUGAUUUAUGUUGUUUUUAUGUGGUCUCACUCCUCUAACAUUUCUUUUUAUACUCUUGAAAUAUGCGAGGAGACAAGGAGAACUUGCUUAAGCGGUCUUAAGUUACUGCUCACUUUUACAAUGUGUACAGCACUUUUAUGUAUGUGCCACAUUUAACCAGCGUAGUUCACUGAAUGUGAAGCUGCUGUAAGUGAUGCCGUUUAUUUAUAAGCAUGUGUUUUAUUUGUAAAUAACAAAGUCACUGUCAUAACUCUAUAGGCUCUUUAAAUGAAAAGAUUCUGAUUUUGACUGCGGCCCAGCAUGCCGUUCAGAAAGUCUGAAGGCAGAGUUAGGGGAGGACAGCAUGUUGGAUUGGACAAUGCUGGAUAAGGAAAAUUAGUUUGGAAAGAUUUUUACAAUGUCAAAAGACUCUGUAAGUGACGCCAAACAAUAAUGAAAAUUCUGUCAUCAUUUACUCACCCUCAAGUUAUUCCAAACCUGUUUAACACAAAGAAAGAUAUUUAGAAGAAUGUUUGCGACUGAUAUUUCUGGGGUAGGCAAGAAUGGUUGCCAAAGGGGUGUUUGUUUUCCUGAAUUCUUCAAAAUAUCUUAUUUUGUGUUCAACAGAACAAAUAAAUCUAUAAUUUUGUUCAACUAUGGAAGUCAAUGCCAUCCAUCCAUCCACUUUCUACCGCUUAUCCGGGGCCGGGUCGCGGGGGCAGCAGUCUAAGCAGGGAUGCCCAGACUUCCCUCUCCCUAGACACUUCCUCCAGCUCUUCCAGGGGGACACCGAGGCGUUCCCAGGCCAGCCGGGAGACAUAGUCCCUCCAGCGUGUCCUAGGUCUUCCCCGGGGUCUCCUCCCGGUGGGACAUGCCCGGAACACCUUCCCGGGAAGACGUCCAGGGGCAUGGAAGUCAAUGGUGCCCAAGAAAUCUCAGUUGCUAUCAUUUUUCAAAACAUAUUUCUUUGUUUCCAUCAGAACAGAGAAAUUUAUACAAAUUUGAAACAACUUGUGGUUGAGUAAAUCAUGACAGAAUGUUUGGAUGGACUAUGCCUUUAAUAGGGAAUUUUUCAAUGCUGAAAUGUUUAACCCAGAUGAUCAAAUAAGGUUGUCAAGUAUGUAUAAUGAACCAUUUCCUAUAGAGGUCACUCGCUGUACUUCACUUUCAGUGCUUUUCUGUGUGAUGACUGUUGAAUGUAUUGUAUGGGGGAGAGAUGAGAUAAUGGAUCAAAGUUUUUCAGGGUGGCAUACAGGUAAAAGUUCUAGUAUUUUGAAUUCAUUGUGCAUAUGCCACAAAAAUGUACAUGCUUCCAUAGACAAUCUGCUUUAUUUGAUUUUUUGCACUAAAUAAGCAAUCAGGGUAAAUGUAUGUUCAUCUCUUUCAUCAGUCUGACAUCAUAUUAAACUUCAA
Triplophysa dalaica is the source of this 8031-nucleotide messenger RNA. RefSeq names its product leucine zipper-EF-hand containing transmembrane protein 1 (gene letm1). Bases 194 to 2476 code for a protein of 760 amino acids. The transcript is spliced from 15 exons. Gene Ontology annotation, cellular component: mitochondrial inner membrane. The record is from RefSeq and is a predicted model, not a curated record. Gene Ontology annotation, molecular function: ribosome binding; calcium ion binding. Gene Ontology annotation, biological process: intracellular monoatomic cation homeostasis. NCBI's taxonomy places the organism in Eukaryota, Metazoa, Chordata, Actinopteri, Cypriniformes, Nemacheilidae.